This is a messenger RNA of Dicrocoelium dendriticum, 687 nucleotides long. NCBI's taxonomy places the organism in Eukaryota, Metazoa, Platyhelminthes, Trematoda, Plagiorchiida, Dicrocoeliidae. The record is from the annotation of a GenBank genome assembly.
AUGACUGUUCUCUACAAGCCAUUGGAGUUAACCCAUUACACGAAGCCUCCCUUUACCUUUCAGCACAAAGCGAGGGCUGUAUGUAUUGGAGUGAACCAAUUAGCCCUGGGCACCGAACGCAUACAACAAGAUGACCUGCUCCGACAGGUGAAACACUUAGAAGAGGAACUCAAAAGACUAAACCAACAGAAAACCGGAUUACACAAGCGAGCCCUAGAUGUUCGGAACGACGUCAAAGGGAAUGCUGCUGCGUUACGGUAUCUGGAGACGAUCUCUCAGCUGGAGCGGUCAUUUACGGUCCUCACUGAAAAUGUCACCGAGACAUCUGUUCAAUUGAGCAGUCCAAAAGCGCUUCCUGAAUCCGUCCAUGUGAAGAAGGAUCUCGGCGAUAAUGUGCAGAGCUGUUGGAAUUACGUGACCCAGUUGUCCCGGUUGACCCAAGUUCACAUUCACAAUGCGGCUGAAUAUCAACAAUUCCAUCACGCCUUGAGUAAAGUGGAGGCAAACCUCAACAAGCGCCUUCGGAUGACCCAUCCGGAUCACAUGCGGCAAUUGCCUGAAGAGCUCAGCAGCGCUCCGAUGAUAGCAAACGAACUUCGCGUAAGUUAUUUCCAACGUAUCCUCAAUUUUGUCCCUAUACUGCAUGCGGAACGAACGAAUAUGUAUAUAGUGAUAGAUGGUUGCUAA